AUGGUUGGUGGAGAGAAACAAACCCUAAUUUUCGAACAAGGGUUGAAUGGAGGGUCGCAAGAAGAUCUGAUAAGCCAGUUACCAGAUCAUUUGAAAACUGAAAUUCUGUAUCAUCUUCCCACAAUGGAAGCUGUUACCACAAGCGUUUUAUCCACAAGAUGGACCAAUAUUUGGAAACUGGUUCCUGGACUGGACUUAGACUCGUGCAGAUACUCCGAUUUCAAAGCCAUACACAGUUUUCUGGAUAUCCAGAGGCAGUCACGGAUACGCAAAUUUUGGUUAAAGAUUCGUCGUCAUAUUUAUGAUAAUGACGCCACUUGUGUCACCCAGUGGACUGAUGAUGCUUUAACUAGGCAUAGGAUUCAAGAUCUUGAUGUUUGUUUUGGAUACUACUACCAGAUUGGGUUAGUUCAGAUACCACGGAGCGUGUUUACCAGUGAUAGAUUAGUACACUUACGGCUCUUUGGGGCCAGAUUGUUUAACGCUGAGUUUGUUUCUUUACCUUGUCUGAAGAUGAUCCAUCUAGAAUAUGUUACAGCUCCAAACGAGGCCACCUUGGAGAAACUUAUCUCAAGCUCUCCGGUUCUGGAAGAUUUAACAAUCAGAAGGUGUAAUGGUAACGUUGCUGAUGUUUUACAAGUGCGCUCUAAGACGGUAAAGAGAAUCGAGAUGGAUCAUUUUGCGCCACUUGUGAUUGAUGAGGCUCCUCUACUCCAGUUUUUGAGGAUUAAGGUUAAUUUUUUUAAGACCUUUAGGGUCAUCGUUUUUUGGGGUUUCGCUGCAAAAGUAGAUGUUCAUGUCAGCACUGGUUGUGCAUUUUAUCCGUAUAACGUAUCUUCAAAAGUAGGUGUGAUUGGCGAUUUCCUCACCGUUAUGUCGAGUGUCAGGGAUCUGGCUCUUAGUAGAGAUAUUUGGGAGGUAAUCUACCAAUACUCGCAACUAGAAUCACUGCCUCAGUUUGAUUUACUGUCACGUCUGUGUGUUAGACUCUGUUCAUCUGAUUUAGCUUGGUUGCCGGCUUUUCUCAAGAACUGCCCGAAGCUGAGAUCCCUUUCCGUGGAGGUAUGGUAUGAUGGCUACAAGAAGAUGCCUAUCGAUGAAAGUUUUCCACCUGUGCUCGAGUGUUUGUUAUCGUCGCUUGAGUUUCUUGAUAUCAAAGCAAGAGUCUCGGGAGAUUCUACAGAAAUGAAACUAGUAAGGUACUUGUUAGAAAAUUCUUUGGUGCUCAAGAAACUCACGCUACGGUUGGAUUCUCAUCCAAGAAAUGAUGACAUCUCCGAAGAGAUCCUCAGACUCCCAAGACGCUCUAUCACAUGCCAAGUCCUCGUACUCUGA
Microthlaspi erraticum is the source of this 1335-nucleotide messenger RNA. The record is from the annotation of a GenBank genome assembly. NCBI's taxonomy places the organism in Eukaryota, Viridiplantae, Streptophyta, Magnoliopsida, Brassicales, Brassicaceae.